Molecule: messenger RNA, 4583 nt
Organism: Cyprinodon variegatus (sheepshead minnow)
Lineage: Eukaryota; Metazoa; Chordata; Actinopteri; Cyprinodontiformes; Cyprinodontidae
Gene: glg1
Product: golgi glycoprotein 1
Exons: 27
Coding region: 25-3465 (1146 amino acids)
Cellular component (GO): Golgi membrane
Molecular function (GO): fibroblast growth factor binding
Source: RefSeq, a predicted model, not a curated record
CUCUAACUUAACAGUUAUGUGAAGAUGGCGGCUCAGAGUCGCUCUCCGCCGUUAUUUCUGCUCCUGUCCUAUCUGUGUCUCCUGAGCUCUUUAACCGCAUUGGGCCUGAAAGUGGCGAGCGGCCCUGCCGACCUGCUAAAAGCGCACGACGUCAGAGGCGUCGAUCCUCCGGCUAAUGAUGCACCUGUCGCCGCUGCCGCCGGGGCCUCUCAGCCGCGAAGGGCGAGCGGCUGGAAGCUUUCGGAGGAGGAGGCCUGUCGGGAGGACCUGAGCCGCUUGUGUCCUAAGCAGACCUGGAGCAACAACCUGGCCGUUCUGGAGUGCUUACAGGACCGCAGAGAGGAAAUUGAUCUCGCACCGGACUGCAACCAUCUUCUAUGGAAUUACAAAUUGAACCUGACGACUGAUUCGAAGUUUGAGUCUGUGGCUACUGAGGUGUGCAGGAGCACCAUCGCAGAGAUAAAGGAGUGUAAUGAGGAGGAACGAGGGCGAGGCUAUCUGGUGUCCUGCCUCGUGGAUCAUAGAGGCAACAUCAGCGAGUAUCAGUGCAACCAGUACAUCACCAAGAUCACCAGCAUUAUUUUCAGCGACUACAGACUGAUCUGUGGCUUCAUGGAUAAAUGCAGAGAGGAUAUAAAUUACUUGCGCUGCGGCAGCAUCAACGUAGGACAAAAGGACGUCCACUCCCAGGGCGAGGUGAUCUCCUGUCUGGAGAAGGCGCUGGUGAGGCAGGCGGAGCAGCAGGACCGGGUUCAUCUAAUCAAAGAGGAGUGUCAGAAAGCUAUUCUUCGCGUGGCGGAGCUGUCAUCUGAUGACUUUCACCUCGACAGGCACCUUUACUUCGCGUGCCGAGACGACCGGGAGAGAUUCUGCCAGAACGUUCAGGCAGGAGAAGGCAAGGUCUACAAGUGUCUGUUCAACCAUAAGUUUGAGGAAGCCAUGUCUGAAAAGUGCAGAGACGCGCUGACAACCCGACAGAAGCUGAUUUCUCAGGAUUACAGAGUCAGUUACUCUUUGGCCAAAGCCUGCAAACUGGACCUGAGGAAGCAGCGCUGCAGUCUGGACACCAGCCUGCCACGAGCGCGGGAGGCUCGACUGUCCUACCUGCUGCUGUGCUUGGAGGCUGCCGUGCACCGAGGUCGUCCCGUCAGUGGAGAGUGCCAGGGGGAGAUGUUGGACUUCCGGAGGAUGCUGAUGGAGGAUUUUUCCUUAAGCCCAGAGAUUGUCCUUCACUGCCGGACGGAAAUCGAGGCCCAGUGCUCCGGUUUGCACCGCAAGGGCCGCACGCUGCACUGCCUGAUGCGACUUGGCCGAGGCGACCACAGCAGUGCGGUUGACAGCAUCUGCCAGAGCGCACUGCAAACUCUGAUCCAGUCUGCCGACCCUGGAGCUGAUUAUCGGAUUGAUCGAGCGCUCAACGAGGCCUGUGAAUCAGUCAUCCAGACCGCCUGUAAACACAUCCGCAGUGGAGACCCAAUGAUCCUGUCCUGUCUGAUGGAGCACCUGUACACAGAGAAGAUGGUGAUGGACUGUGAGCAUCGCCUGCUGGAGCUGCAGUAUUUUAUAUCCAGAGACUGGAAACUGGACCCAAUCCUGUACAGGAAGUGUCAGGGUGACGCCGCUCGGCUCUGCCACACCCACGGUUGGAACGAGACGAGCGAGUUGAUGCCCCCGGGAGCCGUUUUCUCCUGCUUGUACCGCCACGCUUACCGCACAGAGGAGCAGGGACGGCGGGUAAACUCAGAUGGGCAGUUGUCUCGAGAUUGUAAAGUUGAGGUUCAGAGGAUUCUCCACCAGAGGGCGCUGGAUGUAAAGUUAGACCCAGAGCUGCAGAAGCGUUGCAUGACCGACCUGGGCAAGUGGUGCAGCGAUAAGCCGGAUACGGGACAGGAGCUGGAGUGUCUGCAGGACCAUUUGGAGGACCUUGUGUCCACCUGUAGGGAAGUUGUCGGGAACCUGACAGAGCUGGAGUCAGAGGACAUCCAGAUCGACGCCCUGCUGAUCAGAGCCUGUGAGCCCAUCAUCCAGGCCCACUGCCAUGAUGUAGCUGAUAACCAGAUUGAUACCGGUGACCUGAUGGAGUGUUUGGUUCAGAAUAAACAUCAGAAGGAGAUGAACGAUAAGUGUUCAGUCGGUGUCACACACUUCCAGCUGAUCCAGAUGAAGGAUUUCCGUUUCUCCUACAAGUUCAAGAUGGCCUGCAAGGAGGAUGUUCUGCGCUUGUGUCCAAAUAUAAAAAAGAAGGUGGACGUUGUUAUUUGCCUCAGCACCACGGUGAGGAACGACACGCUGCAGGAGGUCAGAGAGCAGCGAGUGUCUCUGAAAUGUCGCAAGCAGCUGCGGGUGGAGGAGUUGGAGAUGUCUGAAGACAUCCGCCUUGAACCAGAGUUGUAUGAGCCCUGCAAGUCUGACAUCAGUCGCCUGUGUCCCAACGUGGCGUUUGGAAAUGCUCAGAUCAUCGAGUGUCUGAAGGAGCAGAAGAAGCAGCUGAGUCAGCGCUGCCACCAGAGGAUCUUCAAGCUGCAGGAGGUUGAGAUGAGCGACCCGGACCUGGACUAUCAGCUGAUGAGAGUCUGCAAGCAGAUGAUCAAGCGUUUCUGCACUGAAGCAGACGCCCGGAACGUUCUUCAGUGCCUGAAGCAGAACAAGAACAGCGAGCUGAUGGAUCCCAAGUGUAAACAGAUGAUCACUAAGAGGCAGAUCACCCAGAACACAGACUACCGGCUGAACCCGGUGCUACGGAAAGCCUGCCGAGCCGACAUCCCCAAGUUCUGCCAGUCCAUCCUGAGCAAAGCCAGCGAGGACAGCGAGUUGGAGGGCCAGAUCAUCGCCUGCCUUAAACUCAAAUACGCUGACCAGAGGUUGUCUUCAGAUUGUGAAGACCAGAUCAGAGUGAUUCUGCAAGAGUCGGCACUCGACUACAGACUGGACCCGCAGCUGCAGAUGCACUGCUCAGAUGAGAUCUCCAGAUUAUGUGCAGAGGAGGCAGCAGCUCAGGAGCAAACCGGUCAGGUGGAGGAGUGCCUGAAAAGCAACCUCUUAAAAAUCAAACAGGAAGCCUGCAAAAAGGAGGUGCUGAAUAUGCUAAAGGAGAGUAAGGCAGACAUAUUUGUCGACCCAGUGCUCCACACAGCCUGUGCUCUGGACCUCAAACACCACUGUGCCGCCAUCACGCCUGGCAGAGGACGACAGAUGUCGUGUCUGAUGGAGGCGCUGCAGGACAAGAGGAUCCGUCUGCAACCUGAGUGCAAGAAAAGACUUCAAGAUCGCAUAGACAUGUGGAGCUACGCUGCCAAGGUGGCGCCAGCAGAGGGCUUCUCAGACCUUGCCAUACAAGUGAUGACAUCGCCCUCCAAGAACUACAUCCUGCUCAUGAUCGCUCUGAGCGUGUGUGUCCUGUUCCUGGUGGGGCUGCUAUGCGGUCGGAUCACGAAGCGAGUGACGAGGGAACUGAAGGACCGGUAAACGCUUCAACUUCAGAACAGACUGCUCGCCCCCUCCUCUUCCUCCUCUUCCGUCUCCCUCAGCUGUCUGGUCUGUAACACAGCUGACGUUAACAGUGCCAACACCACAUCCGAACCCCCUCCCUCUGUAGAAAACCAAAUGCUUGGGCCUCUGUUUGGACUUCUUUGAACUCAGAGUACGGAUCGUCGGAGACGACGCCUCCGUUCAGUAUAUUUAAACUUCUAGAUGAACGCUGUCGCUGUGACCAAGGACUGCUACUUCUGGACUCUUCAGUCCUGAUGAUUUAUUUUUGGUAUUUUUCUUGCAAACUUAUUUUUUGUUAACAGCUGCUGCAUAAUUCUCAAACAAAAGGUUUUUGGCAAAUUAUCUGUUAAACUUUGAGCACAUCUCAUGAAACUGCAUAGAAACGACCUGUUUGCUUCAAUGACUCCAAGCCGGCCUUCAUGAGCGACUCCAUUUCAUUUACUAUAAACACUAAUUUCAUUGCACUUUUUUUUUUUUUUUUACUUCUGUCUCUAAUUUAUUGUUGAUGAACUGAUUUGCUGAUGAUGUUGCACUUUGUUUUGAGCGAGUGGGAAAAUAUUUCUUCUGGCCAAUGAAAAUAAUGGAAGCUCUAAAGGAGAAAGGUUCUCAGUGAGUCAUUAAAAGCAGGAUUGAACCAAAAGCUAGAUGAAGGUUUUCAGAUAUUCACCAUGAUGUAAAUCAUUUUGACCUUUCAAUUAGCUCCUAAUCAUUCUAAGUCAUAGAAUCUGACUAAGUCAAUGAAAAUGUAAAAAAGAUUUAGAUUUUCAGACUUAAAUGUUGCUUAAAUCCGAAUUCUCAUAGCUAAUAUUUUUAAAUGAAUUUCUCAGAGGAAUGAAAUGAAUGUGUAGCAUGUAUGCUGGUCUGUAUUCUCAGCCAACAGCCAGUUAAACAACCCCAGGAGGAAGCUACCUGUCCAUUGCUUUAUGAUUUUGUCUUUCAUUCUCAGCUUGUACAGAUUACAGAUAUUACAGUUAAAUGGUGUGCAGUUUUUUUUUUUUUCAUAUGCCAUGUAAUAUGAAGAACCGAUUUAUUAUUGUGAUGUCUGAUUUUGCUGUACAGAUUAAAGUUGUCAAUUUAAUAAAAAAAUGUCUGCA